UAAUAUUUACGUAUAAAACAGGGCUCGUUUCGUUAGAAGAAUCAUCACAACUUUACAUUAGCAGUAUCAACUGGAAGCAAAAAAAGAAGAACUAAGGACCGUAGCAAUGGCUAAAUUAAUUCCAAUAUUUGCAGCAAUUUUUGUAGCGACAGCUGUCUAUGGUGCAUUCGAACCUGGACCAUCUGGCUCUACUCCACCUCCAUGCCAAGUACCAAACCCAUCUUUUUGUGGUGGAAAAUCAGAUGGCAACUUUGAAAGUCCAUUUAACAUUCAUGACUUCGUUCAAUGUUCAAAUGGUCGACCAUAUUGUCAAUCCUGCUGGCCACAUGAUUUAGAAUUCAGCGAACAGUGCAAUCAAUGUUUAUACAAUAAGACUGACGCUUGUUAUACGACUCAAACUUGGGCAACAAAACCUACAUUUAACUGCCCUGAUGAGUGCCCAAGCAGAGGACCCAACUUUAAAGGAAACAUUAGAGAUCCUACCCAGCCAAAACAUUACAUCGCCUGCUGGAAAGGUGUUACUGUUGGAUGCGUUAAUUGCCCCCAUCCUUUAGAAUUCAACGAAACGUGGAAUGCGUGUCUCUACGAAGGAAAAUACAAAACACAGCCAUUGUAGAUUAAAGUAGGAAUUGGUGCUGGCGAAAUUUGAAAAAAAAUAUUUUUAUUUUGUUAAAUUAUUUAUCAAA
Molecule: messenger RNA, 686 nt
Organism: Hydractinia symbiolongicarpus
Lineage: Eukaryota; Metazoa; Cnidaria; Hydrozoa; Anthoathecata; Hydractiniidae
Exons: 4
Coding region: 107-616 (169 amino acids)
Cellular component (GO): extracellular region
Molecular function (GO): chitin binding
Source: RefSeq, a predicted model, not a curated record